AUGGCAGCAGAAGUAGCACCGCUACCGCAGCUGAAGCUGCCACAGGGCCCUUCGCCCGUGACCGCAGAACAUCGAUACUGGAAGACGUUCAAGAACCAGCUCCGCAUACCCUCGCCCACGCAGUAUCCCAUCACCCACAUCACCUUCCCCGCGGUGAGCGCCAACAGCUUGAGUUCGGUCAGCAACGACCUCUUUGCCGUCACCACCGGUACUCGAGUACAGCUCUAUUCGAUACGGACGCGCAAGCUGGUCAAGACGAUCACGCGAUUCUCGGACAUUGCAAGGAGUGGUGAUGUGCGACGGGAUGGCAAGAUCAUGGUGGCGGGCGACGAUACGGGCAAGAUUCAGGUCUUUGACAUUCACUCGCGCGCGAUCCUCAAGACUUGGGCUGGCCACAAGCAGCCAACAUGGAAGACCCAGUUCUCUGCUGCCGACCUCACGACGCUCAUGUCCGCCAGCGACGACAAGACCGUGAGAUUGUGGGAUCUGCCGAGCAACAACAGCACCUCGACCUUUGUCGGCCACUCGGACUAUGUUCGAAGUGGUGCCUUUAUGCCGGGCACCAUGUCCAAUAUGCUCGUUUCUGGCAGUUACGAUCAGACUGUGAAGCUCUGGGACCCUAGAGUCCAGGGCAAGGCCGUCAUGACCUUUAAGCACGCCCACCCCGUCGAGGAUGUCCUGCCGCUGCCUUCGGGCACAACCGUCCUCGCUGCCGCCGAGUCGCAGAUUUCCGUUCUCGACCUAGUAGCCGCCAAGCCAUUGCAUCUCAUCACCAACCACCAAAAGACCGUCACCUCCCUCUCCCUCGCAUCAGGUGGUAAGCGCGUAGUGUCUGGUGGACUGGACGGUCACGUCAAGGUCUUUGAAACCACAGGAUGGAACGUGGUAGCAGGCAUCAAGUACCCGUCGCCUGUUUUGUCAGUCAAGGUCAUCACCUCGGGAGCAAACGGCGAUGACAGACACUUGGCCGUGGGUAUGCAGUCGGGUGUUCUCUCGUUGCGAACCCGCCUCACGGGCCCCGAAGCAGCGCGCGAGAAGGAGAGAGAAAAGGAGAUGGCCGCCUUGCUGGCAGGCAAGAUUGAUUCACACGACAAGUCCAAGCGGAAGCGCAAGGGUCGCAUCGCGGAAGCCAACCGCCUGGACCUCGUCGGCGAAGGCGCCGAUGUCGUGAUUGCGGGCAACUCGGCCGCUCGCAACAAGUCCGUCAAGGAGAAGCCGUGGCAAAAGGAUCUGCGACGCGGUCACUUUGUUCAGGCCCUCGACCGGGUGCUCGAUACUUCGUCCCCGAAUUAUACGCCGCUGACGGUACUGACUCUCCUGGUGGCCCUCCGACACCGUUCCGCAUUGCGCGAGGCCCUGGAGGGCAGGGACGAGGAGACGGUACAGCCCAUUCUCAAUUGGAUACAGAAGCACAUUGUCGACCCCAGAUACGUCGGCAUCUGUGUCGAUGUUUCCAUGCACCUUCUCGACCUCUACUCCGAGUACGUGGGUGGCAGCAAGGAGUUGGAGGACAACUUCCGCCUGCUCCACAAGAGGGUACGAAGAGAGAUUGAAACGGCACAGAUGGCAACACAGACUGGAGGAAUGCUAGGUGGUCUGUUGAUCGGAAUGGCAUAA
Pestalotiopsis fici W106-1 is the source of this 1617-nucleotide messenger RNA. RefSeq lists its product as uncharacterized. Lineage: Eukaryota; Fungi; Ascomycota; Sordariomycetes; Amphisphaeriales; Sporocadaceae. The transcript has a single exon. Gene Ontology annotation, cellular component: nucleolus. Bases 1 to 1617 code for a protein of 538 amino acids. Gene Ontology annotation, molecular function: protein binding. The record is from RefSeq and is a predicted model, not a curated record. Gene Ontology annotation, biological process: positive regulation of transcription by RNA polymerase I; rRNA processing.